AUGACUAUGGUGGUCGCAAAGAACACUAAUCGAAAUGUAGGACAUCUGGAUCUGGAUGAUGAACCCAAGAGAAGUCGAUACCGAUAUGCAAAGUCAAUAGAAGAUAAUGAGAAGAUGAUAGAGGAGAUGGAACAACAAUUGCUUCAAAUCCAUAAAAAGAUCACAGAGAAAAAGCUUGUCCAUGAAAAAGCCAUCUCAGGAUUAAACUCCAAUAUGCGAUAUGGAUGGUUUUAUAACGGAAGAUGGACAUCGGUCGAGGAUGACAAGAGUUUCCGAUCAGAUUGUCCUGAGACGAUGGAGCUAAACAAGCUAACUUUCGCUAAUAACGCGUAUCGUGACAAGAAAUCUGUUAUAUCAUUCUCGUCUGGGGAACGAGAAAUUAACAUCCAUAACCUAAACCAUCGGAUGUUACAUGAGGUGCAUAGCAUGGAUGGUGAGAGACGUCUUCUCAAGAUGAUGAAUCAAAACAAGGAAAUCGAUUCUGGACUUUCUCUUAAACAAGUUGAAGAACAAGUUAAGUGUAAAUCAAUUAUACACAUUCUCUAA
Molecule: messenger RNA, 546 nt
Organism: Microthlaspi erraticum
Lineage: Eukaryota; Viridiplantae; Streptophyta; Magnoliopsida; Brassicales; Brassicaceae
Source: the annotation of a GenBank genome assembly